AUGACAAUGGUCGCCUACCGCCCUUUGCAGUACAAGGGAGCGUCAGGGGCCCCCCUAGGGACGUGGGGACGAGUUGCAUUGGGGGGGGCCCCCGUAUGCACUUGCGAACAGUUGUUGGACAUCGUUGCAGAAUCGACAACAAACCGCCGAGCACUGUGUGUGACUACUGUUGAAACCAUCACGGCAGCAAAGGUGGAACGACUGCUUCAAACUCCGCAUUUUAUGCUGCUGCUGCUACCGUCUCAAGGAGAGUUCUUGAGCGCUACGGCAGAGAAGGAAAUGCGAGAAAUCGAGAAAAUGCUGCUGGACAGACACAGCAGCGCCGCCAUUGCUUUUGGAAGGCAGAAUGCUAAUACGGAUAUUCUGCUGAGGCGCAUCCGAGAGGACGAUGAUUUAAGGUCCUUGGCAACCGCUCUGAGGCUCUACACUGCCUUACGCAACAUACGAACGUCAAGUUGUCAAAGGCUGAAGAGCCAGCAAGCUGCUGCUCUGUGCUGUUUCUUUCUCGUUGCAGAGGCAUCGGCGCUGGCGCCCAUGAAACCUCCCCUGUUCCGGCCCUUCAUUUCGGCCUUUGCGGAUUACGUGCAGGAGUGGAAGCCAGUUCAAACUGUCAAAGGCUUGACCCUUACAGCAUGGCUCAGGGGGCAGCCAGACGAGAGCGAAUCGCAUGCCCCCACGCUCGUCUUUGUGGCUCAUCACGACGCAUUCGCCUGUGUUCCUCACUUUGCAACGGCUGUUAGUUCAAGCGCCAGCGGGCUCGCAGUCCUGUUGGCCUUAGCCCGUGAACUGCGAAAGCUCUUUGCCGAGAAGCAGGCCGCAUACAACAUCGCCUUCGUUGUCGCAGAUGCAGGGGCCCUCAACUAUGGGGGAGUCGCUGAGUGGAUUGGCUCUGCGGAAUCGAGUCUGCUGAACGCCAUUAGCUAUGCUCUUUGUCUCGAUAAUUUGGCUGCUCACGCCUUGACGCUUCACACGCCAAAGGCCUACAAAGAUCCAGAGGCUGUGCGCUUCCUGGGGGCAUUGGAGAGAGCCUUGCUGGCUGAAGGUAUUGAUUUGGCUGUUAAAACGAAAAAGCUCGCCGUAGGCGAGAGGGCGCUACCGCUUUGGCCUCAUGAGCUCUUCACGAGGGCCAAAGUCAUCGCCGGAACUCUUUCUGCAGAAGCCGAGGUGAAGCAUCUGUGGAACCGACAAGGGCUUACAGACGACCAUCUAGACAGGGUUGCACUGGCGAAGGCGGUACGGGGCCUGGCGGAGGGCACUGCGCGUUUUCUCUGGCACGCAGAGUCUCCCAAAGAUCGACUCACCUUCCGCGAUGGAUCCACUACCGUCCCUCGGCUCCUCGCUGCGUGGCAGCAACGCGCCGCAGCUUCCCCGAGAUUCGUGGCGUAUCGGCAUCUCGAGGCUUAUCAGGGCUCGAACGCUUCGCCGCUUUAUUUCCUCGAGGCCAUAGAGGCAGAGCUGCACGAUGUCGGACUCGUCACGGAGAGGCACGAGUUUGAGGUGGACAUGGCUGGCUUCGGCUUCUCCUAUGAACCGCCUAUUUCCGUGAUGUUUGCGGAAGCCCGCUCAACCUUCUUUGAUUGGCUGGUGCUUUUGAGUGCUCUGCUGUACUGCCUCAUUAUCUACCUGGUCAUCCGGGGGGGGUUCCCCAGUGGCAGCGCCGCUUCGUAUCUCUUCGCCGCGCUUCCGUUUCUCGGAAGCCAACAAGCCUCUCCAGCCACUGACUUGAAGUCCAAAAAGGCCCCCUGA
Molecule: messenger RNA, 1746 nt
Organism: Cyclospora cayetanensis
Lineage: Eukaryota; Apicomplexa; Conoidasida; Eucoccidiorida; Eimeriidae
Exons: 12
Coding region: 1-1746 (581 amino acids)
Biological process (GO): regulation of signal transduction
Cellular component (GO): endoplasmic reticulum membrane
Source: RefSeq, a predicted model, not a curated record